GUCAGCUAUCUUUAGCUUUAUCAACUUGUUUGCAAUUCUGACUUUGCCCGCUCCGACCUCUUUCUUAAUAUGCCCGCCGCCGCCGCCUGCUCUGGGCUUCGCUGCCACUCCUGACUGUGCUCGGCGGGGAGUCGGCUAGCCUGAGGUCCCUUUUUGAGCGAGGAUACCUUUGGGGCAGGUGUUGAGAUCACCAGCAUCACCGCCGUGCACGAUCUGGAUUUGCCUCUCUAAUCCGGCUAGCGCCAGCGCGCGCGCAACACGCACACACGGACUGCCCGGGGUGGCGGGUGCAGGUCUCCUUCCUCCCUGCGCGUCACGACCGCUGCUCUUGCAGCUCCGGACCGCUCAGCUUCUGCUCUUUGCACAAACAAGGAAAAGAUAGAACGGAUUUCCUGAAGAAGAGGACCUUCAAUUAAAGAAGAACAUUCAUCCAAAGGGAAGAAUCUCAAGAUUUGUUGAUGGAUUUCAUAUGGAAUAUCAUUUAAUGUGCUGAGAUAAAUAGAAGAACAGGCCACGCACCUUUCUGCUGCUUUUUAAAAUUCAGGUUCAAAUACUAAGAGCUACGUGUGAUAUAUGAAACCUGCAGGAGAUGUUGUAAUGACUGUGAAAUUGCACUGAGGACAGAUCUUGCCCCUUCCAUUUUUUUUGUGAUUACUGCUCUUAGUAUUGUGGUGAUUGAUUAUUUUCUACAGUAAGUGGGCUUGUUGCUUUGUCUGGUUCCUUUGUUAAAAAAAAAAAAAAGAUGUCUGAUCUUGACGCCCAUCAAGAUGCUGGUAUCAAGCCAGGCUUGUUGGAAAAAAGCAACAAUUCCGGUGAUUCUCAGCCCUCAGUCAAUUUGGAAAGGAGGAACAAAAGUGGGAUAAUAAGCGAACCUUUAAACAAAAGUCUUAAGAAGUCUCGACCACUUUCCCAUUACUCUGCUUUUGGUAGCACCAGCUCAUUAAGUGAACAUUCAGAGAAAUGUGCUCCUAUGGCCAACAGCAAUGAGGCAAUCAUGGAAAAAAGCAAUUCUACCUCAAAGCACAAAACCAUCUCUGACAUGUUGAGCAAAUCAGAUAUUUCUUCGGAAGGACAAAACAUCUUGCAACAGUUUGCUCAGUCCACAGAGCUGCUCAAAAGAGUAGUCCAGGAGCACAUCCCCCUGCCUAAUGACCAUGGGACGGGCAUCUCAGACAUGGAAGCUGUCUCAGCUGCUGAAACAAUGAACAACCCAUCUGAUUUUCCUUACCUGGGGGCUUUUCCCAUCAACCCUGGCCUUUUCAUUAUGACCCCUGCUGGUGUAUUUUUGGCAGAAAGUGCACUCCAUAUGGCUGGCUUAGCAGAGUACCCAAUGCAGAAUGAAUUGGCAUCUGCCAUCAAUUCAGGGAAAAAGAAACGAAAACGAUGUGGCAUGUGCCCUCCUUGCAGAAGACGAAUAAACUGUGAGCAGUGCAGCAGUUGUAGGAACCGUAAAACUGGACACCAGAUUUGCAAAUUCCGAAAAUGUGAAGAACUUAAAAAGAAGCCUUCUGCUGCACUGGAGAAAGUGAUGCUUCCUACAGGUGCUGCAUUCCGAUGGUUUCAGUAGGAACAAGAAUCCCAAAGCUCUAUCCUCCAGUGCAAUGUCACUGCUUGCUUGUGUUGUCUCAGGCAAGGAAUUUUUUGACGGAAAUAAAUGGAUGCGCCUAUGUCUCCUUUAGAACCAAAAAUAUUUUCUUGCAGAUUUCAUUCCUGUUUUUUUUUUAAAUAUAAUUUUUGGCAUUUGUUUAACAUCUUUUAAGUACUAGUAAAACAAGCAUUAAUGUUUUCAAAAUAAUUUUUUUAAAGAAUCCAUAAAGUAUCAAGAUGUAAUAGAGUAUGGACAAUCAAUCAAUUUGUUUUCCUGUGUUUUGGUGUUGAUGUUGUUUAUGUGUGGAAGAUGCAGUUCUUGUGUAGAGAAUGUAAAUUUACAGUAACCUUUUAAAUCUAGUUACUAAUAAGCACUACUGUAAUUAGCACAGCAGUUUCUUCAUUUAUCUGAUUGAUUUCCAUCAUUAAAGAAAAAUAGUGUGGCUAGUUUCUAGAAUGCCUCAAUUCAUGUUUAUAAAUGAAAAUAUAUUUAAAAUAAGGUAGUUUCUUUUCCCUAAUUCUACAGAUAAGACAAGGUUUAAUCAGCAAGAUGUCUGGUCUUAAAAAGUGGAAAUAUACUGAAAACUGGCAAUUUUUAAAAGAAAAACAAAAUAAUAAAUUUAGGACAAAUAAAAUUGCAUACUAGAGUAAACACAGAACUAAUUGCAAUUAUUCACUUUUAGAAACCAUUUGGAAAUAUUGCUGGAAUUCCAUUAUAAGCUGUUGCAGAACCUGUGCUGAAAAAAUAUAGAAGUCCUUUUUUAUGUUGAAAACCCUCAUGUCCUGCUUUCUUACCAUCUCUAAUUGAAAGGCUGUUUGUAAUGUUCUAGCAAUUCAAGCUAAGCUGUUUUGUGAAUAAAAAUGAAAGCAUGUUUUGUGUCAUGGUUCACAUCUUCAUUAUUCUGUCCAUCUUGGGUGCAUGCAAGGUUGUUUGGUUGGUUGCUUGGGUGGGGGUACCAAAUCUAAAAUGACCUGUUAUAUGUUGUUUUUUCCUAUAAUGUUUUCCAAUGUUUGCCUUUCUUGGCCUCAAAAAUAUUUAAACUGAGGGGGUUUGAUAAUACU
Python bivittatus (Burmese python) is the source of this 2649-nucleotide messenger RNA. The record is from RefSeq and is a predicted model, not a curated record. NCBI's taxonomy places the organism in Eukaryota, Metazoa, Chordata, Lepidosauria, Squamata, Pythonidae.